Sordaria macrospora k-hell is the source of this 1365-nucleotide messenger RNA. RefSeq lists its product as uncharacterized. The record is from RefSeq and is a predicted model, not a curated record. NCBI's taxonomy places the organism in Eukaryota, Fungi, Ascomycota, Sordariomycetes, Sordariales, Sordariaceae.
AUGGACGACCAAGUUUACUCUUCCAUCCAGAAUCUAGUGCCCAUGGAGAGAGGCAUCCCCCCUCGCCAGCCCCCAUGCUUCCAAUGCACAUACGACACUGCCAGACAAAUCCACAGCGCCAGUGCGCUAACACAUUACAAAGACACCAUCGAGCUUGUCAGGAAGACCCUUUGCUUUGUAGGCCAGUCUGCGCUUAAACGCUGUAGCAAGUGUGAUCUAGCCAACGAGCAAAGAUGCUACGAUUGCCCCCGAGAGCUGGCCUCACUCCGCGACAAGCUUUGGGAGCGGCUGUCGAGAGUGGACACGAACUCUACUUCUAAUGGCGCCGACCGGACAGAUGUGAAUUACUAUACCAUGUCCCUCCUACGCAUAACCGCCGCAGAUUUUCUUGAGCGUACUUGCGUGUUUCUAAAGAAGAACAAUCUUGAAGAUUUCGAUCAACUUCAAAGUAACCUCAUGGCACCGGUGCCCAGGUUAGUCGACUGGGGGUGCAUCGAUGUCUCGGUCACGCAGCAGGCGGAGCAACAGCAUCAACAAUGGCAGCAGGAGGUUGAGUGGGAUCUCUCGCCACUCGUCACUUUGGCCACGCAGCAGAAGGAGCAACAACAACAACAACAACAACAACAACAACAACAACAACAACAACAACAACAACAACAACAACAACAACAACAGGUUCCAUUGCAGAACCCAUCGGCCUCGCGCUCGCCCUCUCCCGAGCCAUGCUACUCCCCCUUGACUUCCGACAGAAGAUCUAACCCAAGUUCGGGUCCCAACCCCAAGCCAGCAAGUUCAUCAAAACAACCACCACAAUCGCAGUCGCAGCCCCAACAAGACGAGAUUAAGAAGAUCCACUCUGUCCUCGAGGACAUUCAGGCUCAACUUCACACGAUACUCGUUACGCUCAGUAGUAUGUCUCGAUAUCACCAACAAGAAGCUAUUGCACGCCAUGGGGAGAUCAAGAAGCUGUUAAUCCGCAACAGCAACGGCAAUCGCAAUAACAAUGGGGACGACAACGACGACGAUAACGUCAACGGCAACGACGACAAUGAUGACUACGACAACGACAAAGGCAAGGGCAUUAGCAAGGGUAUCAACAAGGGCAAAGAGAUUGAGACCGGAAAUGACAGCCGCCGCGACAGAGAAGAUUCCAGCAGCAGUUUGUCGUCCUCAGCCCGGCUCGGUCCAAGCUUUCUGCACCCAAGUUCUCCCAUCUCCAACAACGGGGAGGGUAGCAGCAAUAGACAGGGUUCUUUCGACCCAGCACCCGGCGGUCCGACUUCCUUACACCCGGGUCUGAGUCCCCCGGUCCCCAAUAGAGCUCACGCAAGGAACAUCUGUAUGUGGCCGGAGAUCUCACCAUAG